Drosophila grimshawi is the source of this 240-nucleotide messenger RNA. RefSeq lists its product as uncharacterized. The record is from RefSeq and is a predicted model, not a curated record. The coding region runs from base 17 to 202 and encodes 61 amino acids. The transcript has a single exon. NCBI's taxonomy places the organism in Eukaryota, Metazoa, Arthropoda, Insecta, Diptera, Drosophilidae.
UGCAGCUAAUUGCAAAAUGAACUUCUCGUGGUUUGGCAUCUUUGUCUUCGCAAUGAUUGCUGCCCUUGUUUCGGCUAGCACAUGCCCCUCCCCCUUCAAGAGCGAGAAGGGCCUUUGCACCGCUCAGCGCACAAUUCGCGGCGAAUGCCCCAGCGGCUCCACCUAUAAGAUUAACGUGAACGCUUGUGUCUUUGGUGGAUAAGAGUCGAGCAGAGUUGAAUAAAAUGUAACUGAAAUAUA